AUGAACUUGGAACCAACAAACACACACAAACGAGCUAUACUACAAGAAAACCGUUGUCAAAAUUGUGUAGAUAAAGAUAAAUAUCACGUGAACAUACGGCGUUAUAUAGUACUAUUUCGAGCAAUAUGCGUGGACAAGCUGCUGCUAAAGGGACCGGCAUUGGCAAGGAGCUUGAGCCGAGUGCCAGUGAGUGUCCUGCCGCGGAUUGGGUCGGUUCGCCAUGUGACCGCCGGCUGUGGAGCGGGCGAUGCCGUUAAGGGCGGCAAGGGCAUCGUCCUGGGCCUCUACGAGAAGGAAUCGGGCAAGGGUCCCCGCCUCACGCCCGCCGGCGAGAAGUUCGACGAUCGUGUCCAGGGCAAGUUGUCCGAGUUGGUGUGCGAAACGAAACUCACCGGUCGUCUGGGUCGCGGCAAGGUCUUCAACAAUGUAGACACCGAUUUCCGUUCGAUUUGCGUGGUGGGCGUUGGCCUCGAAGGCAUAGCCUUCAAUGAACUGGAGAUGCUGGACGAGGGCAUGGAGAAUGUGCGAAUAGCCGCCGGCAUUGGGGCCCGAUCGCUGCAGAGCAUCGGCUGCUCCGAGGUGCAUGUGGACAAUAUGGAUUAUGCCGAGCAGGCUGCCGAGGGUGCCGCAUUGGCCAUUUGGCGGUUUGAGGAGAACCUGGCCAAGAAGUAUCGCAGCACCAUACCAAAGUUGGAGCUCCAUGGCUCGCCGGAUUUGGAGUCUUGGACAAGGGGUCUCUUCAAGGCGGAGGCCCAGAAUUUGGCCAGGAGACUGUGUGAUGCCCCCGCCAAUUGUAUGACGCCCACCAUGGUGGCCCAGGCUGCCGUGGAUGCAUUGUGCCCCUGCGGCAUCACCGUGGAGGUACGCACCAUGGAGUGGAUUGAGCAGCAGCAUCUCAACUCGUUUCUGAUGAUUGCCAAGGGCAGCUGCGAGCCACCCGUUCUCCUGGAGGUGGCCUAUUGCGGCACCGCCCCCGAGGACAAGCCCAUAUUGCUGGUGGGCCAGGGCAUUACGUUCAAUUCCGGCGGAAUCAACCUGCGUCCUUGCAAGGGAAUGGACGAGUUCCGGGGAGAUCUCACCGGUGCCGCCUCCAUUUUGGCCGCCAUGCGAGCAGCUGCCGCUUUGUCGCUGCCCAUCAACAUCACCGCUGUGAUUCCGCUCUGUGAGAAUCUUCCGUCUGGCAUGUCCUGCAAGCCGGGCGAUGUGGUUACCCUGCUCAACUCCAAGUCCCUGGCGGUUAGGAACAUCAGCAGAACGGGUGUGGUGGUCAUCUCAGAUCCCAUGCUCUAUGGCCAGAUUACGUAUAAGCCAAGACUCGUCGUCGAUGUGGGUUCCAUGUGCAAGGGCGUGAAGAAGGCGGUGGGCGGCGGAGCCACUGGUAUCUGGUCGAAUUCGCAUUACAUAUGGAAACAAUUCCAGCGGGCUGGAUCCCUGACCGGCGAUCGUCUGUGGCGUUUCCCCCUGUGGCGCUACUACAAGGAUCGUGUGGCGGACCACCUGAGCUUUGAUCUCCUGAACGAUGGCGAGGGCUAUGCCUCAUCUUGUCUGGCGGCUGCUGUUCUCCACGAACUCGUGCCCUGCAGCGACUGGGCUCACCUGGACACCUAUGGCACUGGACUGCUGAGCACCUAUGGACUUAUACCGUAUCUCACGGCUGGCAGGAUGACCGGCAGGCCAACAAGGACACUGGUGCAGUUCCUCUACCAAAUCGCCUGCCCCGAACAGCCCAAAUAGUUCUGUUCCAUCUAUUUUCGAUGACGAAUGGGUUGACGACUAUGAUUACGUUUUGGUUGGUUCUUUGACAGGCGACUCCCUAAAACCCCGGGCAUUGGAUGUUUGGCUUUAAGUGUGUAUUGAUGAGAGAUGAUGUAUUCAUCGCCCAACGUUUUAACUCGCUUGACUGAAGUCCCAGUACCAGGGACCAGAACUCGUUCAAUGUUUGUAUUUUGAUGUUAAUGACUCGGCCGCAUCCCGGGGCUGAGUUGGCUGGCAGAGAGUGUCUUCGAGUCCAAAAAUUUCCAAAUUAACACAGAUAAAUCAUUGUAUUACCCAAUCAUCACCUAUUUCGGCUCACAAUUAGAUGUAAUAAAUUUUAGGGUCCUUUAAAAGAAUUUAAUU
Drosophila gunungcola (fruit fly) is the source of this 2118-nucleotide messenger RNA. Its product is annotated as cytosol aminopeptidase. The coding region runs from base 1 to 1734 and encodes 577 amino acids. NCBI's taxonomy places the organism in Eukaryota, Metazoa, Arthropoda, Insecta, Diptera, Drosophilidae. Gene Ontology annotation, biological process: proteolysis. The transcript is spliced from 2 exons. Gene Ontology annotation, molecular function: manganese ion binding; metalloaminopeptidase activity. The record is from RefSeq and is a predicted model, not a curated record. Gene Ontology annotation, cellular component: cytoplasm.